AUGGCAGGCUUCGUCAACCGCGAGAACCGCGUCCCUCACUACCAGCGCCUCUUCCAGAAGCAUGAUGGUCUCCGACUUUGGGAGAAGUCCCGCGGAAAGUACAUCAUGCCCGUCUACAAGGCCAUUCUGUUCGGCAGCUUCGCUUCCAGCAUGUACAUGAUGGGUCGUCUUGUCCUUGGACACAAGACUUGGUUCGGAAAGAACUAG
Molecule: messenger RNA, 207 nt
Organism: Aaosphaeria arxii CBS 175.79
Lineage: Eukaryota; Fungi; Ascomycota; Dothideomycetes; Pleosporales
Exons: 4
Coding region: 1-207 (68 amino acids)
Biological process (GO): mitochondrial electron transport, cytochrome c to oxygen
Source: RefSeq, a predicted model, not a curated record